AAAACAGAUAACAUUCUUUGUAUCUCUUUGUAAUGUUUUAUUGACCCUAAAUAUUAACGAAGUGAAAGAUUGCUGAAUAGAAGGCACUCUACUUUAGGCUUCUGGAGCUCUUCUGCCUCUGGAGGUAUAAAAUUACACAGGACAUAAACAAACAUGGCUGACGUUUACUGGCGUCUCGUACAGAUUUUCUCUACCUUACCAAAGAAAACCUGGCUUUACGGACCUUGCAUCCUUUUAUCUGGAUGCGUAACAUUGAUAGUGUCUUCCAAGGCAUCUGUAGAUAAUCUGGCAUUCUUGAAGUUUACAACGAAGACGAAAAAUUGUGAUAUAACUUGCAACGUCAACAAUUUUCUGUCAAAUGCAAAGUCGUCUGCUAAAUCUUCCCUUUCCAGUGACUGCAGUACGGGAUACAAAUCAGACAAGUUAAUCACCGAUGUAUCCGAUAUUUUAGGAGAAUAUUCCUCUGCUGGAGGCAGGCAGAUUUCUGCGGAAGGAGUCUUGGUUACGAUUCCAUCUGGUUGUGAUGAGGCUGAUAACUCAGGGGCAGACAACUCUGACUAUACGGACCUUCCCAAGGACUGGGUUGGGAUUGUUCACUAUGGCAGAUGUUACAGCGGGACGAGUGAGAACUCCAGUGAGAAAUGGCCUUCUGUCAUUGACAGGGUGAAAACAGCCUUAAUGUUUGGAGCUUCAGCCAUUAUCAUUUUGUCCAUGAACCCUAAACUGCUUAAAGAGUUGGACUUACCUCAGAUGUUCUCCAAACCCAUCAUCCUGGUCCAAUCUCCAGAGAACAUCACUACCGUGCUCUCAAUUCUCUCCUGUUACUGUAGAAAGGCCGCUGUCAAAGUGAAGAUCACCUUCAACUCGACUCUGGAGGAUCUCAAGAAAGAAACUACCUUGACCUGGUGGACAUCUUGUGGCUGGUCCAUAGGCACUGUUCACGGGCGUCAGUGGGCUGGAGUUGUCUGCCUUGACAAACACAAUACAGAGACAAACAAGGCUGAUCCGUACAGUUUCUGGAACUUUUUCUAUUCUGCUCUUCUGACUCUGAUGCUUCUGUUCAUUGUGAAAGCCAAGAGGAGGAAUGGGGCCUGGGUGGCUGGGGAUCAGGAUAUGGAGCUGUCUUUACGUCGCCUGGCUCACCAAGCUCUAUGUGUGAUGACAGUCAAGAAGUAUCAGAGAACAGAGAAGCGAGACAUGUGUGCUAUCUGCCUGGAAUACUUCCUGUCAAAUCAGAAGGUGCGUGUACUUCCUUGCUGCCAUGAGUUUCAUACUCGCUGCGUUGAUAUGUGGCUGGUGGAGAACCGGACGUGCCCCCUCUGCAAGCAUAACAUACUAGGUCACACAGAGAAGUUUUGAGCAAGUCCCUACAGCAUUAUUUAUGAAAUCAAUAUUUAUACAUGUGAAUUAUACAAUGUAUGUGUCAUAUAGAGUCCCCUUACAGCUCUACCAAUGUACAUUAUUUGUGCUGUUGUGGUAAGUGUUGUGCUGUAAACCGAAUCAUGAUAUUGUUGAGGCAUUGCUUUGUGAAAUGCUAUCUAACCACUCCGCUCUUUUGUCUGUUGUACAACGCAAUGCAAUAAAUGGUUGCCAUGUAUAACUUGUUAUUUUGUCUUUCCAAUGCAUCAUUAGCUACUUUUUGUCAUGUUUAGAGGAAAACUUAAAGGAAUUUUACAGUUUUUAUCAGAAAAAACUAAAAGUAGGAAAAACACAGUGAGUUUCUUGCUUCUCAGGACUUUCCAUCCUUAAUUCAGUAAAGCCUAGGCUGGAGUGUUUGUAUGUGAUGAGUUCUCUUUUGUGAUAUUGAGUUUGUUUUUGUUUCCCACAUUCUUUGUGCAUGUGUUUGUUUUUUAUUGUGAGUUCACAUAAUCUUCAUGUAUAAGAGACUUUUUGAUCUGUCGGCUACUGUGUUCACAAUUUAUUAGAUUUUAUUGACCAUUUAUGAUAUCGACAUAGGGGAACAUAUAAAAAUAAGUUGAGCGGAAAUGGAAUGUGUAGUCCGUCAAAAGUCAGUAUAUGUAUUGUAACACCUUGAAGGCUAUGGUAGUUUUGUUUAUUAUUUAUUUAGCGAAUUACCUUGUGGCUGAUCACUUUGAUCAGUUCUGGAUAACUCUCCACUAUGGUUGAAUGAAUGAAUGAUUAUGGCUGAAGGCCAUAUCGGCAAUAUUUCAGCCAUAUCAUGGCGACGCUGUGGUUGAGACUUAUACGUUACUGCGUAUGCGUCGUAUGUCUCGCUCUGUACCUAAAUAUAAAUAUACAUAUUCAUUAUACAAGUCCUAGAAUGCCAAAUAAACUUGACCCUGUGUACUCA
This is a messenger RNA of Liolophura sinensis, 2311 nucleotides long. RefSeq names its product RING finger protein 215-like. The transcript is spliced from 10 exons. Lineage: Eukaryota; Metazoa; Mollusca; Polyplacophora; Chitonida; Chitonidae. The record is from RefSeq and is a predicted model, not a curated record. The coding region runs from base 154 to 1359 and encodes 401 amino acids.